CGGUUCCCUGAAAAUGGCGGCGUCGGGUGCCGGGUCUCCGGGCCGGCUCGUGCAGUACGUCGUGGUCCGCUCGGAUCUGGUCCACAAACUAUCGUGGCCCCUGGGAGCCGUGAUAACCCAGGCGUGCCAUGCGGCCACCGCCGCCAUCCACCUGCACUACGCGGACCCGGACACGCAGCGCUACCUGGCGGAGCUGGACUCCAUGCACAAAGUGGUGCUUGGGGCUCCAGAUGAGGCUGCGCUCUCGGGUCUGUCAGAGAGUCUGACUCAGGCCGGUGUUUCCCACAAGCUUUGGGUCGAGCAGCCAGAGAACUUCCCCACGUGUCUGGCGCUGAAGCCGUAUCCUAAAGAGACUGUGCAGCCUCUGCUGCGCAAGUUCAAACUCUUCAAAUGACGACAACAAGUGGACACUUCAUCGCUCUUUGACUGUAACACAUUAUCAGCGGAAAUGAAUAUCAGAAGCUGCUCCUCGUCGGUCUCUGUCUUUGUCUGUGCGUCAAAACAGCCGUCACUCGCCAGAUUAAAGCAAGGAAAUGCUGUA
Solea solea (common sole) is the source of this 541-nucleotide messenger RNA. It is a transcript of the gene ptrhd1, whose product is annotated as peptidyl-tRNA hydrolase domain containing 1. The record is from RefSeq and is a predicted model, not a curated record. The transcript is spliced from 2 exons. Lineage: Eukaryota; Metazoa; Chordata; Actinopteri; Pleuronectiformes; Soleidae. The coding region runs from base 14 to 394 and encodes 126 amino acids. Gene Ontology annotation, molecular function: peptidyl-tRNA hydrolase activity.